Messenger RNA from Ricinus communis (castor bean), 1897 nucleotides. Its product is annotated as ribonuclease 3-like protein 2. Gene Ontology annotation, biological process: siRNA processing. The coding region runs from base 276 to 1175 and encodes 299 amino acids. The transcript is spliced from 4 exons. Gene Ontology annotation, molecular function: RNA binding; ribonuclease III activity. The record is from RefSeq and is a predicted model, not a curated record. Gene Ontology annotation, cellular component: cytoplasm; nucleus. Lineage: Eukaryota; Viridiplantae; Streptophyta; Magnoliopsida; Malpighiales; Euphorbiaceae.
CAAGGUGUAUUUAUUUUGGAUAACGCCUCUGAAAGAACAAUCAGAUGACCUAAGAGUUCCAAAUAUUAGCAACAUGUGGUCAAACUCUGAACUCUCACUACACGACAUCACAUUCUACACAGUGUAAGAUUCACUCAUUAAUAACAAAUCGACAACCCCCGCUUCAUUUCCGCGCGUGAUUCCACUGUCAUCCGAAACACGGCAAUACCCCACCCACCUCUCCCUGCAUCUUAUAAAUACCAAAUUCCGCAGUGACUCGUAAGACCACCACGAAGAUGGAGGCAUCGUCAUCAAUAUCUGCAGUAGAAAAAAUCUUGAACUACACUUUCAAGAACAAGCAACUUGUGGAAGAAGCUCUAACACACUCCUCUUACACUGCCUCGCCCAAUUAUCAGCGCCUCGAGUUCAUUGGCGACGCUGCUCUUGGGCUCGCACUCAGCAACCAUGUCUUUCUCGCUUAUCCCGAUCUUGAUCCCGGUCAUUUGUCCUUGUUGCGUGCCGCUAAUAUCAGUACUGAGAAACUCGCUCGCGUUGCUGUCAAACAUGGCCUCUUUCGCUUUUUGAGACACAACGCUACUGCUCUCGAUGACAAGGUAAAGGAAUUUAGUGAUGCUGUGCUGCGUGAAGAAGAUGAGGCAGUUGCUCAUGGGGGCACAGUGAAAGCGCCUAAAGUUCUUGCUGACAUUGUGGAGUCUGUAGCUGCUGCUGUUUAUGUCGACGUAAAUUUCGAUCUUCAAAGACUUUGGGUGAUAUUUAGAGGUCUUUUAGAGCCAAUAGUUACGCCUGAAGACUUGCAGCAGCAACCGCAACCAAUGACAAUGUUGUUUGAGCUGUGUCAAAAGAAAGGGAAGGAAGUCGAUAUCGUACAUUGGAAAAGUGGGACAAAAAAUAUUGCUAGUAUUUACGUCGAUGGAGGUUUUGUGGCCUCCGGUUCUUCUGAACAAAAAGAAACUGCAAAGCUUAAUGCUGCCAAGGGAGCUUUGCAGAAGUUAUCUCAUUUGAUGCCUUCUAACCUUGGUCAUUUUGAAGAUGUCCUGAAGACCAUCGGUGGAUCAUUUGAGAUUGAAGGAGCAAAAAGGAAGCUACAUGAACUCUGUGGCAAGAAAAAAUGGCCCAAACCAACUUACAAUUCAGAGAGCCGCCAACUGGUAGGAGAGAUAAACUGGAUAAGAUGAGACUUCGAGAUCAUUUAUUUUUCUUUUCAGCUUGGAGGGUGUAUUGGGGCAUGGAGGAGCAGUAAAUAAGUUGGGGCCUUGGGUUGCUAGGAGGUCAGGGACUUGAGAAAAGCUAUAGUGGCCUAUGGAACUGAGGUGGGGAAUGACUGCUAAUAUUAGUAAGGCUUUAUAAUGCGGAGUUCUUAUGAUGAGUAGCUGAUCUUACCCUUCUACUCCAGGUUGGACAAGCAAAAAAAACUACGCUAUUGGUAAAUUAUGUUGAUUAGGCUUUGCCCUAUAGCUGCUUUGGUGGCCAAAAAGCUGUUUUUGGAUCAAGCAAGCAUAGGGCAAAACAGAUUUGACAUAUGAACUGAGCAGUUCUUGGUAUGUUUGCCGUUUGAGUUUGUAUUAUAUGUAAAUCAUUCUUCAUAUACUGACACCAAGCUUCUCUAGAGUUUGUUUCUAGGUGAUUCACUAGUUCUAGAACAUGAGGUGGGGAGAAGAAAUAGCAUGACCUGUCAUGCACCAUUUCAUAAUCUCAGGACCGAAAAUUCUGAGUGCACUCUCUGUUGAGAACUAUAAGUAUACAGGAUCAGAGAGUUAGAUUAGCUCUAAUUGUUACUUUGAACUCUUUCCAUUCAUUCAGCUGUAAAAACUAGCCAAUGGUUUAGCAAAGAUACAGUGGAAACUGAGAAUUUGCUACUUGACAAGUUUCCAUUCAUUUGUAGUUAGUUCCCCAUCUA